AUGAAAAGAGAGGCCAUUCUGAAAAGAACUAGAAAAAGUUCCAAAUCUGAGUUUGAUAGUGGGAUGAAAUAUCCUACUAUUUCUGAGAUGGCUAGGGAUAUUCUUGUUGUUCCUAUUUCCACUGUUGCUUCUGAGUCGGCAUUCAGCACAGGAGAUUGGAUAAGAUCUUCAGACUCCGAGUUGGUGGCUGAUGGAGAAGAUGAGGGUGAUGAAGUGGUAUUUCAAAAUGUAUAUGCAGCUUUUCAUGCUCGGAGUGCAAGUGCACCUGCAGGACCUAGUGGAAGCUCUCCUGCUACCCAUGUUUUGGUCCCGAGUCCUACUAUGUCACAAGUGGAAGAAGACUAUGUCGAUGACAAUUCUGAUGAGAAUGAUGAGACUUAUGUGGAUGUAGAGCCUGAUGAGGAGUGA
Molecule: messenger RNA, 408 nt
Organism: Linum trigynum
Lineage: Eukaryota; Viridiplantae; Streptophyta; Magnoliopsida; Malpighiales; Linaceae
Source: the annotation of a GenBank genome assembly